Cottoperca gobio is the source of this 3231-nucleotide messenger RNA. RefSeq names its product DnaJ (Hsp40) homolog, subfamily C, member 3b (gene dnajc3b). Gene Ontology annotation, molecular function: protein-folding chaperone binding; misfolded protein binding. Bases 371 to 1864 code for a protein of 497 amino acids. Gene Ontology annotation, cellular component: endoplasmic reticulum. Gene Ontology annotation, biological process: protein folding in endoplasmic reticulum. The record is from RefSeq and is a predicted model, not a curated record. The transcript has 12 exons. Lineage: Eukaryota; Metazoa; Chordata; Actinopteri; Perciformes; Bovichtidae.
GAAAUGUUCCGUGUACAAAGUGUACAGGCUGUCAGCUGUUCAGCUUCUCCAUCAUCAUGUUACGUGGAUAUGUUUUAGGUUCAACUAAAGUCCAUUGAGUCCCUGUCAAGUUGGGGAACCGCUGUUAAAGCGUUAACAUUUUUAGGGGGAACCUUUCAGCUGCGUGCCUUAUUUCUACACGGAUUACUGUCACACCGGGACCGUAAAUACACCGUCGUAGCUGUUCCUGCGGUCUGGCAGAGGGGAAAGAUGGAGAUUUAAUUAAACAAUUAUUACCGUUUCAAUGAAACAAACAGGUAUUUUCCCUCCACGUGAAAACAGAGGCGUGAAUUUAGCUGGUUCCGGUGUGAAGAAGUGAAUCUAUCCGGUGAUGGAGUCGUGUCGGCGGACUGGACUCAGCGGGGUCCUGUGCUCCUUGUCGCUGCUGUGUGUCAUCCUGGACAUCCAGCUGGACGGUGUCUUAGGGGCGACGCAUGUCGAGAUCGAGCACCACUUGGAGAUGGGCCGCAAACUUUUGGCUGCUGGUCAGCUGGCUGAAGCCUUGUCCCACUACCACUCUGCUGUGGAGGGAGACUCUAAGAACUACCUGACCUACUACAAGCGAGCUGCAGUGUUCCUGGCUAUGGGAAAAUCCAAAUCUGCCCUGCCAGACCUCACCAAAGCCAUCCAGCUCAAACCUGACUUCCUGGCUGCCAGGUUACAAAGAGGGAACAUUCUGUUAAAGCAGGGCAGCACACAGGAGGCGAGGGAGGACUUUGAAGCAGUGCUGCAGCGCUCCCCAGACCACGAAGAAGCUCAGGACCAGCUGAUGAAAGCAAACGAGCUGGAGGAGCUGCAGGAGGAGGCCCAUGCUGCGUACCACCAAGGGGACUACAGCUCCACCAUCUCCGUCCUGGAGAGAGUCAUUGAGAUCUCUCACUGGGAUCCUGAGUCGCGGGAGCUUCGUGCGGAGUGUUACAUCCGAAUGGGGGAUCCACAGAAAGCCAUCCUGGAUCUGACGCCGACCACGAGGCUGCGCAACGACAACCGCGCUGCCUUCCUGAAGCUCAGCAUGCUGCACUACAGCCUCGGGGAUCACCACGAGUCACUCAAUCACAUCCGGGAGUGUCUGAAGCUGGACCAGGAUGACAAAGAGUGUUUCAGCCACUACAAGCAGGUGAAAAGGCUGAGCAAGCAGCUGGACUCUGCAGAAGAGCUAAUUCAGCAGGACAGGUACCAGGAAGCAAUUAAUAAGUAUCAAUCCGUGAUGAAGUCGGAGCCCAAUAUCCCAUACUACACCAACCUGGCCAAAGAGAAGAUCUGCUUCUGCCUCGUCAAGAUUAACUUUGCUCUGGAUGCCAUAGACGUGUGUUCAGAGGCUCACCAGAGAGACCCCCGCAACGCCAACGUCCUCCGAGACCGCGCCGAAGCUUACAUCCUCAACCAGGAGUACGAGAAAGCGGUGGAGGACUACCUCGAGGCGAAAGAGUUUGACAGCGAAGGCGAGCGCAUCGACCUCAAAGAAGGGCUGGAUCGAGCGCAGAAACUGCUCAAAAUCUCUCGUAAGAGGGACUACUACAAGAUCCUCGGUGUCGGCAGGACGGCAAACAAGCAGGAGGUCAUCAAGGCGUACAGGAAGCUGGCGCUGCAGUGGCACCCCGACAACUUCCAGUUAGAAACGGAGAAGAAAGAAGCGGAAAAGAAGUUUAUCGACAUCGCGUCGGCUAAAGAAGUCCUCACCGACCCAGAAAUGAGGCAGAAGUUCGACGCAGGCGAGGAUCCCCUGGACCCGGAGAACCAGCAAGGCGGAGGACAGGGCUGGCCUCAUCCCUUCAACCCUUUUGAGUCCGGCGGCAGCUUCCACUUCAAGUUCCACCACAACUAGAGAGAGGAGGACUUGACGGACACGAGGGGACGGCGGGGGGGAGUUGGAGACAUUUUGGGAAGAACGGUGGCGGUGUCUUCCUCAGAACGCCGAGUUUCGUCGGUUACUUGAACCAAUUGAUUUUUAAUGCAGCGGAGGCUCGAGCUGUACAGUGACACCUGGACUUACCCACUAACGGAGGAUCUCACCGGCUGCUGUCGGAACGUCGACACUCGAGGCCCUUAGGAAUGGAAAGGCCGUAAAGCAGUGGAUGUGGGACAUUUGGGUUGUCUGCUUUUUUCUUAUUCACUACUUACUUUGUGCCAUUCUCUGAACCCAACGCAGUAGCCGCUUGGACAUUACAUAGGGGGACUGUCAGUGUGUUGAUUUCCGCUCGCAGUGUUCUAUAAAGGACUUACAUGUUAACUGAUCUCAGUCACCAUGUCAGAUCUUCUCUGUACUAGAGAACCAAGAUUUUUUUAUACAUCGGGAGGCAUUUUGUUGAGCUUUUACAUUAAUGGUGAGUAGGGGAGACUUGAGCACUAUUAAAGGAAACGUGUGGGUGUUAAAAAGUUUUGAAAUCCUAUGGAUCUUAAAUCAAUGCAGAGCCGUGAUUUUUAUUUUAAAUUAUCUUUUGCGUUUUCACCAGCUAUCUAAUUGGAAUGUGUGAAUUGUGUAUUUGGGUGGAAAUAUUGUAUCUUCAAGCUUGCAUAUUAACAUGUUCAACUCAAUAUCCUGGACAAAGGUGUAGCAAUUCAUGACGAAGUCAAGUAGUAUUCUGCUCGUUCCUUUUCCACUCGUUUCAAAGCACGUCUUUGAAAACUUGCACUUUUACCCUUUUUUUUAGUUUGAAAAACUACUCCACAUCUUUUCCUCUCCUGAAAAGUUACUGCAGGCCGUUCAAUGCCUCUUUUAUAAAAUCUGAGAGCUACAUUUAUUAAAAAAAAAGAGUCUUCCAGCAAAAAUGCACAUUUUAAAUGUUAGUUGGAGUUAGUGUGUCAUUCAUAAUCGGUAUAUUUAGAGGAUGCGGCUGAGACACAAUUUGAAAACUUAAUUACGUUGCAGAUAAAGAUCAAAGUGCAACUUUGUAAAUGAGGCGCCGGCGUUCCUGCCAGGGAAGACGGUUGAAACAAACAUUCUUUUGAAGAUUUGACUUAGUUAUUUUGUCAAUAAUAGCUUAAAGAUACAGCGACUGCAACGGCUUUUAACCCUGUGUACUCGCUCGACUGAACCAAAUGUGACCGGCUCUUUGUAUUUAAAUCGACUGAAGUGGGACAGUUUCUGUUCUGGGUUUUCUUUUUAGGGGUUUUCUGCUGUUAGUGGCAUCAAUUUUACUGUUGCCAAACUGAAUCAGCUGACUCAAGCGUAUUAAAAAUAUUGAAAAGAAA